AUGGAGGAGGAAAACAGCCCCCAAAGCUCCGUGGAGGAUGUCUUCAUUCCCAAAGAGCUGCUCACAACUGCUAAAUUCAAUUCGCCUUGGGAGUUGGCACGAUGGGAACAAUCUCUUCCGGAAAACAAUCGUAUCUCUAUUCCAGCUCAACCUCGCACGUCGCCCAACCGUCCUUACAGUCUUUCUGCUUUGCGAGCCGUAGCAAGACCUCGAUCUGCAAUCCGGCCCAGAGGACGCAGUGAUCCCCCAGCAUUCCAAGGCGAAAUCUUUGAUUUCUUUGCAAAGCCAGCCACAUUUGAGCCCGCAUCACCUAUACCGGAAAAAGAACCAAUCUCGCCAGUGCAAAAUGCUUUUCUGAACCCGUCAAGCAAGGCUAGCUCUACCACUUUCAGCAGUGAACAGAGAAAUUUACAAGAAGUUUACGAAAAAGCCAAAUUAAGAGGCGUUGCCAUCCAACGCAAGCAUUGGGUCCGGCUUUUGUUCGAAUAUAGCAUCUACGCAUUCCUGGUUCUUUUUAUAUAUUUUGUCCUCGUCGGUAUGCCGCUGUGGAAAGGCGCCGUUUGGUGGUUAUAUUAUGUCGUUCGAACCAAGUUCGUUAUCCAGGGUGGAUACGCAAUUACGAUUGGUUUGGCUGCAUUAUACGCAUUCUGCCCCCUGAUGAUCCUCUUCGAAAAUGACCCACCAGCAAUUCCCGAAUCAGAAGACACCCCCGAUUUAGAAAGCAACACUUCAAAUGUCAAAACGACAGCGCUGCUGAUCCCCUGCUAUAAAUCAGCCACAAUCAUCGGCCCAACUCUCACAGCUGCGCUGAAAAUCUUCCCCAAAGAAAACAUUUUUGUUAUUGCAAACGGCAAUUCCAAAACACCCCUCGACAAUACAGAAGAAGUUUGUAAACCAUUUGGGGUCAACCACCUCUGGGUUCCCAUUGGUUCAAAGAUUGUCGCCCAGUUCGUCGGCUGUUAUGCGGCAAAAGAUUUCGAAAAUGCCGUUCUCAUUGAUGACGACUGCUUGCUACCACCGAAUUUCCCUAUCGUCAGCGACAGACUCAAGGGAAGUGUCAAGUGCCUCGGAUACACGAUCAAGAGCGUUGGCCCCAAUUCCUCGAAAGGAACAUACUGCCAGCAGGCACAGGAUCUGGAGUACAAAAUGUCCGGCAUUCAACGGGCGUUCUUUGGCAAAUUUGGAAGUGCAACCUUCCCUCACGGCGCUAUCUCGCUUUGGAAUAUCGAGUUUCUGAAACAGACUUUCCAUGAACAUCCCGGUUUCUCAGUAUCCGAAGAUUGGUUCUUCGGUGACGCAUGUCGACGUCUUGGGGGACGGAUCACUAUGUGCUCACAGGUAUUUGUCGAAACUGAGACUCCAUCCUCGGUCUUUAUCAGUGGGAGCGGUAGUCGCGGUGGAUUUGGUGAAAUGACCAUCUUCCAGCAGCGAUUUAAAAGAUGGAAUUUCUUCUUUGUUGUCGGCAUGUACUAUGAUUUGAAAUAUAUCCUCACAAGUUGGAAGCUUGGCUGGUGGGAAUUUGGGGCGAAGCUUUGCGUAUUCCAAGAGGUUUACGAAACACUGAUUUACCUCUUCGCUCCAUUUAUACUACCGAUCUCUUUUGUCGUGCGCCCUUCAUUCUGCGGAAUGUUGCUCGGCGUGACGAUCGGAAUGUACAUUAUCAACGUGAUAAUUUUCAACGAGAUCCACUUGCGCCUGAAGAAAGAACGCAUCAACUGGAAAGUGCUUUUGUUUUAUUACACAUUCUAUAAGAUCGCUUUGACAGUCAUCAACGUGUUCAGCUGUUAUUGGUCUUUGUACAAAUACGCACGAUACUUCGCGAAGAGGCAUCCCAAGGUCAUUGAAGACAGGGAUGCAGUUGAAGUUCUACUCAGUCUUGAGAAAGAUUCCAGACGCUCGUCCAUGGAGGAUGAUGUCAUUCCACUUGACGCGGCAGGGGAGCUAGGUCGUGGCCUUGGCCGGAAGUUAACCCUUACAAAGGUUCAGGCUGGCAAGAAGCCGACUCAGCAGGGAUUCGAUGAGAAGGCGGCUGCUAUGGGGUGGACUUGA
Messenger RNA from Penicillium soppii, 2049 nucleotides. RefSeq lists its product as uncharacterized. Lineage: Eukaryota; Fungi; Ascomycota; Eurotiomycetes; Eurotiales; Aspergillaceae. The coding region runs from base 1 to 2049 and encodes 682 amino acids. The transcript has 4 exons. The record is from RefSeq and is a predicted model, not a curated record.